GUAGCCCCUGCUGCAGACAGCACGGCCUGCUGGGACCUGCGUCUCGCAGUGCAUGCCGGGAUGCCCAGCCCCAGCCAGCCGACAGCGGCCCUAGUCCACGGACGGAUGGGCGCAGCAGCCAAUCAGAAGAGGGAGCGUGCGUGGCCGGCGGAAACGGAAGUGAGGUUUCCGUGGAGACAGCCGAGCCUGCGGAAGGCGGCGCCGGCGGUGGCACCUGCGAGCGGAGGCUGGGGCAGGGCAUGGUGGCUCCCAGUGCACUGUGAGAGCUGAGCGGCCGCGGGGUCCGCCAUGCGCCGGCGGCCCUGACAUGGGCGCCACCGGCUCCAAAGCUCGGGGGCUGUGGCCCUUCGCCUCGGCGGCGGGGGGCGGCGGCCCGGAGGUGGCAGCGGCGGGUGCAGAGCAAGCUUUGGUGCGGCCUCGAGGCCGAACCGUGCCGCCCUUCGUAUUCACGCGCCGCGGCUCCAUGUUCUACGAUGAGGAUGGGGACCUGGCUCACGAGUUCUAUGAGGAGACAAUCGUCACCAAGAAUGGACAGAAGCGGGCCAAGCUGAGGCGGGUACAUAAGAAUCUGAUUCCUCAGGGCCUCGUGAAGCUGGACCCCCCUCGCAUCCACGUGGACUUCCCCGUGAUCCUCUAUGAGGUGUGAGCCUGGGGAGUAGCAGACGCAAGUACCCCUGCCCCAGCAAGACACCCCAGGCUCAAGGUGCAGCUUCCAGUGAGGAGCCCAGGUGGGGCCACAGCCCUGAAUAAACUGUUGGCCCAGCACCUUCAGCUGUGAGCAGGGCUGUGCAGUGUUGACUGGGAAAUCGGGUUGUAUGUGGAGCAGGUGGGUGGUGGCUGGCAAAGGCUACUUGUGGAGUUAGCAGCCCACCCUCCCCAGCCACUCCUGCAGGAAGCAUGGCAGGGCGUCCACUGAUCAGGAAAGCCUGGUGCCUGGUUCCUUGCCUGGCCUGCUUUCUUCCAAGCUUGCCCAGGGCCCAGCCCUGUUAGAAGCUACAGCACUUUAUAAGCAAGAUCUGCCUUCCUCCAGCCCCCGGGCUGUGGGGGCUACACAAGUGGGAGCUUCCUUCCCCGCACUUCCCUUCCCUCUAGUCGGAGCAUUUCAGCCGUUUGCUACCUCGAUUCCUCCUGUGUUGGACAGAGACUGGGGGCAGCACCAGCCCGAUUCUUCCUGCCUACCUGCCACUUGUUCCCACCCUCGAUGAACGGAGAGUUUGCAGGCUGUUGAUAGGAAUGGAGACUGAUCCUUCCCCCCGCCCCCAGCUGAGAGCGCACAGGCCAGGGUGAGGAGGGGCUGCACCUGUGCCUGUGGGGAGUUGCCCAACCCACCUAUUCUCAUCCCCUCUGCCUUUGCAGCAGCCCCCCGACCCCCAAGUGGGAGGGGGCUGUUUACUACUCUGUGGUAAGGGACAAAUCCCUAGGGCUGAUCCCUGGUACAAGAGCUGUGAGUAACCCACCACCCCCUCGAAGCCCUGGACCUCUUCACGAUCAGCAAGACUAAGUACUGGAUAGAAAGGAGGGGAAACGCGCAAAGAAAUACUUAAAAUGUGAAGGUUUGUAAAUAGUCUAGUCCAGAACGAUGUUGGGGCAGAGUCUGGUUUCUCUAGAAAGAUGACUUUUUUUUUUAAUUCCUUACUGUGUGAGCUCUGUGCUUCCAGAGUGUGGGAAAUGACUUGGGGAGGGUGGCGCCCAGCAUUGGAAGACUGUUGUGUUAUUUGUUCAAGUUCAAUAAAGUUAUUUGUAGAUCCUGCA
Molecule: messenger RNA, 1752 nt
Organism: Oryctolagus cuniculus (rabbit)
Lineage: Eukaryota; Metazoa; Chordata; Mammalia; Lagomorpha; Leporidae
Gene: TUSC2
Product: tumor suppressor 2, mitochondrial calcium regulator
Biological process (GO): regulation of mitochondrial membrane potential; inflammatory response
Cellular component (GO): mitochondrion
Source: RefSeq, a predicted model, not a curated record